AUGUCUUCGGAGGCGCCUUUUUUUCCCACGGAAUUGGCGUGUUUAUGCAAGAUGCAAUCUUUUGGAAGCUGCCGCGUACGCAUAUUACUUUGCGUCAUCCUCAUCAAUGUGUUAUUCUUCAAUGUCUUCUCGAUUUAUCAACUCUCACAUAGCAAAACCAACUGGGCACGCAUCCACGGGCCUUUUUAUGCUUUAGCCUUCUUUCCACGCAGUUGUAAAGAACUCAGAUUACCGGACAAACCCCUCACCAGAACGGCCCUUGUCGGUUUCCCCGGAUCUGGAACAACGUGGUUACGAUACUUAAUACAACAAGCGACAGGUUUGAUGACGGGAAGCAUGCAGGUAGAUUCGCAUUUAAAGUCCAGUUUCCCUGGUGAAGGAAUCAACAAUUCGUCCAUGUUGGUCGUGAGGACGCGUGACUAUCGGCGAGAACACAUUGCAUCAUGGGAAAAGGCAGUGAUUCUUCUUCGAAACCCUUAUGACUCUAUCCUCAUUGAAUAUUAUCGACGUGUCAUGACCACACCGAUAAUUGGUGAAAAGCUCUUAGCGAAAUUAAAAAGAGGUUGGCAGCGAUACGUGAGGAAGCAGCCUCUUGCCUGGUUUCGUCUUAAUUUAGAAUGGCUACAGCAUUUCCAAGGAGCAUUAUUUGUUAUUCAUUAUGAGAAACUUAAAGCGAAACCCGUGGAAGAGAUGAAACGUCUUUUUCACUUCCUUGGACAACACGUCACCGACCAUGACCUGAAUUGCAUGCUAAAGAAUUCUUACAAUUAUCUUAAGAUGAAACCACGGGUCACCAAUGUCACCAGUCACUUUUCACGCUCGUUGCAAGCUGAAAUCAAUCGAUACAGGGCAAGACUUUAUCGCGUUCUUUCAGACGCCCGGAACAAAAAGAAAUGGACAAGACCAUGA
Molecule: messenger RNA, 909 nt
Organism: Acanthosepion pharaonis
Lineage: Eukaryota; Metazoa; Mollusca; Cephalopoda; Sepiida; Sepiidae
Source: the annotation of a GenBank genome assembly